AGCCUAGCAGACGACGAUAGCAGACAACGCGUAGCUGGCGUUGCUCGCGGGCGCUCGAUCGCGAGCGUUUGAAUCGAGGAAGUUGUUGAGGAGUAUACAAGUCGUAGUGCUCGCGUGAAGUGUGCUGAGGUGUGUGAACGUCGUGUGGUACGUCGUAUAUACGAUCAGGCUAAAAACAACAAGCAGCGAGCGAGCAACAUACUUCCACGAUCAUGGAUCCCGAAGCGUUCCUGGACAUGGCCAAUCAGGUUAUCAAGCUGAAAAUGUUCCCGUAUUUCGACAUAGCACACUGCGUGCUGGUCGCAGCGCACGUCAGGGAUGAUCUAGGAACCGGUGCACAAGCAUUUUCCCGCAAACAUCCUUUAUCAUGUUGGCUGUCUACAAUGUUGUCCGUUUUUGCAAGCAGUAUGCUGUGCAAUGGAUUAUUAGGAGAACCAAUUCUUGCACCAUUGAAAAAUACACCACAAGUGGUAGUUGCAACUAUUGUGUGGUAUGUGAUAUUUUACACACCGUUUGACAUUGGAUAUAAGAUUGCCAAAUUUUUACCAGUUAAAAUAGUAUGUGCUGCUAUGAAAGAAAUUUAUAGGUGUAAAAAGGUGUACGAUGGAGUAACUCACGCAGGGAAACUUUAUCCAAAUGCAUAUCUUAUUAUGAUAUUGAUUGGAACGUUCAAAGGUAACGGAGCUGAAUUUACCAAAUUAUUUGAGCGUCUUAUACGUGGUGUAUGGACACCAACUGCGAUGGAAUUUAUGCAACCCAGUUUUCCUACGAAAGCAUCCAUGGUUGCAUCAAUAAUCUUUGUGUUAGAUAAGAAGACUGAUCUUAUUUCUGCACCUCAUGCUCUUGUGUAUUUUGGCAUUGUCAUCUUCUUCGUCUACUUCAAGUUAUCAUCAAUUUUGCUUGGCAUUCAUGAUCCAUUUGUGCCAUUUGAAAAUUUAUUCUGUGCUUUAUUUUUGGGAGGAAUUUGGGACUCAUUGGCUAGAUUGUUUGGUCGUGGUCAAGCUAAAGACGAGAAAGCGGACGCAAAGAAAACAAAUUAAAUAACAAAAACAUGAUUUCAUCAGAAGCGAGUAUUGAUUUCA
This is a messenger RNA of Acromyrmex echinatior (Panamanian leafcutter ant), 1082 nucleotides long. RefSeq names its product trimeric intracellular cation channel type 1B.1. Gene Ontology annotation, cellular component: membrane. NCBI's taxonomy places the organism in Eukaryota, Metazoa, Arthropoda, Insecta, Hymenoptera, Formicidae. The record is from RefSeq and is a predicted model, not a curated record. Gene Ontology annotation, molecular function: identical protein binding; potassium channel activity. Gene Ontology annotation, biological process: potassium ion transmembrane transport.